AUGACAUCACUCAAGAAGAAGAGUAGGAGGAAGCCUUCUUCCCAGGCCCUGGGGAAUAUUGUUGGCUGCAGAAUUUCUCACGGGUGGAAGGAAGGUAAUGAGCCUGUCAACCAUUGGAAGGCCAUCAUUCUAGGUCAACUGCCAACAAACCCUUCUCUUUAUUUGGUGAAGUAUGACGGAAUUGACAGUGUCUACGGACAGGAGCUCCACAGCGAUGAGAGGAUUUUAAAUCUUAAGGUCUUGCCUCACAAAGUAGUUUCUACUCAGGUGAGGGAUGUCCACCUCGCCAGCGCCCUGGUUUGCAGAGAGGUACAACACAAAUUUGAGGGGAAAGAUGGCUCUGAGGACAACUGGAAUGGGAUGGUGCUAGCCCAGGUGCCAUUCUUACAGGACUAUUUUUACAUUUCCUACAAGAAGGAUCCGGUCCUCUACGUCUAUCAGCUCCUGGAUGACUACAAGGAAGGUAACCUCCACAUCAUUCCAGAGACCCCUCUGGCUGAGGCGAGAUCAGGUGAUGACAAUGACUUCUUAAUAGGUUCCUGGGUGCAGUACACCAGAGAUGAUGGAUCCAAAAAGUUCGGAAAGGUUGUUUACAAAGUUCUAGCCAAUUCUACUGUGUACUUUAUCAAAUUUCUUGGUGACCUACAUAUCUAUGUCUAUACUCUGGUGUCAAAUAUCACUUAA
Molecule: messenger RNA, 684 nt
Organism: Mus musculus (house mouse)
Lineage: Eukaryota; Metazoa; Chordata; Mammalia; Rodentia; Muridae
Product: predicted gene, 20926
Exons: 1
Coding region: 1-684 (227 amino acids)
Source: RefSeq, a predicted model, not a curated record